Molecule: messenger RNA, 1395 nt
Organism: Brenthis ino (lesser marbled fritillary)
Lineage: Eukaryota; Metazoa; Arthropoda; Insecta; Lepidoptera; Nymphalidae
Source: the annotation of a GenBank genome assembly
AUGGAUAAUGGUAAGAGUACUAGAAAUAUGAGACACCUGAUAGAGAUGUUUGAUAGAACUCGUACUAACCCGGACGAGGAGGAGGGUGCGGUCAAUGCCGUACUCCUUGAAGCUGACAAAGAAAACACUGAUUGCAGUGAAAUUGAGCAAACAGCUGCAGGUCAUAGCUCGGCUGCUGAUCUCGAGGCCCUCAUCGAGCGGCUGGAGCGCGUGACGUCACGCUUAGAGCGCUUGCCCGUUCUGCGCGAGCGCACCCCUACCCCGCCUUGCUCUCUGGCACCUUCCCCUGCCGGUGACGCCAUACAAACACCACUAAUUGCAAGUUUUAUAGAAACUGACGAUAUGAGUAUCAACGGAUACCAGGACUUAGUGCAGGGUCCUCUGCUGACUUAUCUUCAGUUGUCGAAGCAACUCGGCGGCGACAUUGCCACGCAUGCCAACCUCGUUAAUGAUGCUUUUCAGGAACAGUUACGCUACAUUCAGCUAGCGACAUCGCGGUCUAAGCCAUCGCAGGCUGAAGAGGUCCAACUCUUAGCACCGACAAGCGAUAAGAUCUCAUCAAUCCAACAAUAUCGCGAAAAAAAUAGAGCAUCUCCUUUCUUCAACCAUCUUUCGGCUAUAUCUGAGAGUAUCCCAGCCUUGGGAUGGGUGGCCGUGUCUCCCACACCAGCUCCGUAUGUAAAGGAGAUGAACGAUGCGGGCCAAUUUUACACCAACCGUGUUUUAAAGGAAUGGAAGGAGAAGAACAAGACUCAUGUUGAAUGGUGCCGCGCUUGGGUACAGUUGCUAUCCGAUUUGCAAGCGUAUGUGAAGCAGUAUCACACUACAGGCUUGGUUUGGUCUGGUAAGGGUGGAGCCCCACCACCACCACCACCCCCCGGCGGCAUGCCCCCACCACCACCCGCUCUUCCCGACGUGGACUUCGCCAACAUGCCCGCCGAUGACCGGAGCGCACUCUUCGCUGAGAUUAAUAAGGGAGAAGCUAUAACUAGUAGUCUCCGUAAAGUAACGUCGGACAUGCAGACCCACAAGAACCCUCAACUCCGUCAGGGACCUGCGCCGUUUAAAGCCGCUGCUCCGAAGGUGCCUACUAAAGCUCUACCGACGCCCGGGGCUGGAGUCCUACCCGACAAACCUCCAGUCUUUGCUCGAGAUGGCAAGAAAUGGAUCAUUGAAUAUCAAAAAGGCAAUUCGAACCUGGUGGUAGAAAACGCGGAGAUGAACAACGUAGUGUACAUGUUCCGCUGCCGCGACUCGGCGCUCACCGUGCGCGGGAAGAUCAACGGCGUGGUGCUCGACUCCUGCACCAAGUGCGCCGUGGUCUUCGACAACCUGGUGUCCAGCGUGGAGUUUGUCAACUGCCAGUCCGUGCAAAUGCAGGUCAGUAAGCUAUUU